This is a messenger RNA of Lutzomyia longipalpis, 5266 nucleotides long. RefSeq lists its product as uncharacterized. Gene Ontology annotation, cellular component: chromocenter; nucleus. NCBI's taxonomy places the organism in Eukaryota, Metazoa, Arthropoda, Insecta, Diptera, Psychodidae. Bases 11 to 3085 code for a protein of 1024 amino acids. Gene Ontology annotation, molecular function: chromatin binding; DNA binding. The record is from RefSeq and is a predicted model, not a curated record. The transcript has 6 exons.
UGACAUUUGUAUGACAGAAAACAAGUAUGGCGGAAGAACGUCCUGGAAACUGAAGAAAGUCCAGAAGAAGAGGAGAAUGGCAAGUUCAGUAAAAAGCGCCGGUAGUGUAUCCGCGAAGGGUGUACAGCUUCAGCGUCAAAUUCACUGUCAUUCCCAGCCACAGGAUCAAGCCCCAACAUGGGUGCGUCUCAUAACACCGCCACAGGGAGACAUUGCAUACGUGAGCCCCAGCGGGGAGACCCUGAAAUCCCUUGAGCAAGUUAAGGAGUACCUCUUGCGUCCGGGAACGUGCAAAUGUGGCCUUCCGUGCCCACUGCGUCCGGAUUUGUACUUCAACUUUGAUCCGAAAUCUCAGUGUCACGCCGAGGCUGUGCCCCGAAUUCCGGGGGCAUGCCUCCACACGGCGCGUCUGCGUCAGGAGGUUGAUGUGAAGAGUGAGGAUGGCAGGUAUCAUCCGCACAAUCAGCAGCAUCAACCACAGUCAGGUGGUCAAGCCUUUGGUGAUGGUAAAUUGUCCAAUUUAACCUUGUCACGAGCACCACCGUGGAGGAAGAAUGCUGGACAGCAGGAAUUUGAGCGUGUACCGCCGCUACAUCCGCGUGAUCCACCGUGGCAGGAGGAGAAGAGGCUACAGCAGCAGCGGACACGGAGUACAAUUGCGAAGAAAAGGCCGAAUUUUAAGGAUGAUCCAACGGGGUAUUUGGACCAUCAGACGGCCAUUCUGCACAGUUCCAUCCUCAAUGUGCACAGCCCUGAGCUUGGGGGGCAAUUCGAUGGGGGGCAGCAGACGGAGGAUGCGCCGCCGGGGAGUGAGACACAGAGUGGGCAGCAGAUUAAAGUUCGCAACAGUGGGGGGACUGUUCAGAUUGUUCGGCAGCAAGUGGCGCCGCAUGUAAUUCAGGGGGUGUACAACACAACUCCUCCGGGGGCAACGUUGGGGGAUGGGCAGGUGGUGACGAUUCAGCAAUCAGGGCAAACAGUGACGCAUCUGCCCAAUGGAAUGGUGCAGAUUCAUCAUCAGAAUGCAUCGAGUGCAAAGGGCGGCGGCACCAUUGUGCGGAAGGAGACGCUGAUUUGUGCUGCAAGUCAAGAGAGCCCCGUGUCGUCAAGUACAGCGUUCUAUGGGGGUGCUGAUGGGGCAUCCCCAUCGGCGGAGAUUCGUCAACCCGUUCAGGGGGGUAUGAUAACAACGAGUAAUGAUUUACCGAGUAGUUCAUCGCCGGAAUUGUAUCCGAGGGCCGUUGGCACGGGGCAUACGGUGUCAAAGAACACCAUAACGUCGGUUUUAGCGGGGAAGGCGGCAACGACAACGUGUACGAGUCAAGUGGGACGAAUAGAGGGGACUGGGUCGCAAUUUAUGAGUACAGCUCCCGGGCAAAAUCUCCAGGCGACACAGAGCUAUGCUGGGGGGCAAAUUCAAACAAAUCAACUCAUUAUGACGUCUUCGGGGCAAUUUUUGGUGAUGCCAGCUGCCAGUCAGACGCAACAGGGUGCAACUAAGGUUUCCUCUGCUGCGGGGCAGAUGAUUAAUCCGGGGAAUACAUUGGUGAUAAAUAAUCCGCAAAUAGGGCAGCAAAUUGUCAAUGGGAGCAUCCUUUCGGGGAAUAUUGAGAUUGUCAAUGGGCUGACGGAGCAGACGGUGAGUCAACAAACAGCCCGGACGAGUGGGAAUGUUGUCAUCCAGGGAGGGCAGAAUCUCAUCCCAGCUGGGCAGAAUAUUAUUUCAAAUGCGGGGAAUUCCUUUAUUGUUAACUCCGGCACUGCUGGGCAGGUACAAUCGGUGAUUCUCAAUAAUUCCAACAUGCUCCCCACGGGGGCAAUGUCUCCGGCAGCUGGGAAGGUCAUACAGAGUGGUGGGAGUGUUAAUCAGUUGAUAAAUAAUGGGACAAUGGUCCUAAAUACACUCCCGAGUGGAUUUGUUGUUCAGCAGCCAACGGGGAAUUUUGCAACGUCCACCGUGGCACUGCAUGAUGGGGGUUUGAUGGAUUUGCAACAACGGACGGUGUUGUUGUCGCCGUCGGAUGCAAAGCAGCAGCGCAAAGUGAAGAAGAGGAAGAAUAUGAAUAGCCCACAGAAUGUUUCACCGCAAAUUUCCCCGCAGCUACAGAUGGCACCACAUUACACGGCUACAGCUGCUGCCGCCCAGGCGCCCUAUCAAAUCGGGGGCCAACUGUCUCAGUUGACAAUUGUCCCAGCCGGCAAGGGCGCCACGACGUCCACAGCGGCGCCACAGCAGCAAAUAAUUGUCCAUCAGAAUGGGCAGACAAUCCUGCAGCCGGUGAAUCUCAUUGGGCAGCAAUUACUCGUCCCGGCGGGUCUUGUGGUGACACCAGCACCCACGGAAACCCUCCUGCAGAUCCAGAAUGUCCCGCAGAAUCUCCUAACGCAACCGCAGCAGAUGGUUUUGCGUGCCCCAAGUCCGCAAACGGCAAAAACAGCCUUCCUCAGCCCUAAUUCCUCGCAACAGUUCAUUGUUUCCGGCAAUGGGCAAGUGAGUCCGCUGGGGCAGAUCUACAGUACCCCCGGGGGAGGGACAGUGGGCCUAAUGGUGCCCCAAACAAGUCAGCAGCAGAAUCAAACAUUUGUGCAGCAAAAUACAACAAUUGUGCAGCAACAGACAACACUCCUCGGGGCGCAGCAGCAGCAGCAGCAGCAAAAGCAACAACAACAACCGAUGGAGUUGGAAGAGCAGCAUCAAACAAUCCAUCAGGGAACAUCAUCACCUCCCGAUACAACAACAUACAGCCCCCAGAGCCCAGAUCGUCCAGCAAGUGAGAGGAGUGUUGAUAGCGAUAGCAACAUGGUGCAGUGUGUGUCGAGUUCUGAACCGGACUCGGUGAUAUCGCCAAUGGCAGUUGAGGGUAGUAUGGAGGGGCCCCCAAUGGGACAUCAUCAUCAUCAUCAUCAACAGCAGGAGUUCGAGGCGAGACUCAGAAGUGGGCAGCAACUUGUUCAGCAGCACCAGAAUGUCUUUAAGCCGUCUGAUGCGAAGGUACGACGCCUCCAAGGGGCAUCCAUUGGCAUCCCCGUCUAUAGGAAUCCAUCCAAGAUGAAGUUGAGUGAUUUAAAUGGUCCUCCCCAGUAAUAAAUUGUUGGGCUUGCAGAAGAAGGAAAACUUUAUUUAUAUAUAUUUGAUAUUAAUGAAUCUUUGAUAAAAUUUGCAAGAUUUAAAAAAGAAAGAAAGAAAAUAUUAGGCUAAAGCAUUUUUUUCUUUGUAAUAUAGUGUACAAAAGUUUUUUUUUUAUUAAAUUAGUUUAACAUAUUUUUUUCUUUAAAGAAACAAAAAAAAAAGAAUAAGCCAGAUGAUAAUUUUUUUAAAAAUGUUUUACAUAUCUUUUUUUUAAUGAGGAUAAUUAGUUUUUUUAGAAUGUAAUUUAAUGCACAAGUUUUUUUUUAAGUAUGAUUAAAGUAUUGUUGUAAUUGUAAAGAAAAAAAAAUAAUUUUUCGCUUUUAAAACAAAUCACAGCGAUAUAAAAAAAAGCAAAGCAAAACCCUCAAAAAAUGGAAAAUUUGUAGCCUUUUUUUGACUCCCAGUAGGACGUAAUUUAUAUAUAAAGAAAUAAAGAAAGAAAAAGAAUAAACUUUCUAUUUUAUUUUUGUUUGUUUUUUUCAAUAUAUAAUUAUAAAAAAAAAGAAGAGAAAAAAUGAAAACUAAGCGAUAGGUUGUACAAAUUAUUUGAUAUGAAAAAAAUGCUGAAGAUUCUUUUCUAUAAAAAAAAAACUAAAUAGAAGCACGCAUAACGACAAUAACACAGAAAAUCAAAAAAAAAAGAAACGUUCAAAAAAAUAAAGAAAUGAGAUUAAAAAAAAAAGAAACGAAAUAAGAAAACCAAAGAAGUUCUUGCAGAGAAGGAAGAAAAAAAUGCCACACAGUGAGGAGUUUUGUUGCAUCACAUUUUUCAUCGUCUUUUUCUUACAAAAAAAAAUGCUUGCAAAAAAUUUUUAAUACAUUACUAAAAAAAGUCAAUCAUAACGCGUCCAGUUAUAAGAGUUGGUGUCCCACAACGUGUAGAAGUUUGUUUAUGCGUUGUAAUGCGAUUUGUGAGCAGAUUAGUAGACAACUUUAAUUUUUUUGUAAAAUUCAACAAUUUGAUGGAUAAAAAUGGUCAUAUCUCUGGUUCUAUAAGACCUACAGAAAUUUCUUGACUAGUUUUGGAAAGGUAUUAAAACAGGCUAUAAAUUAACAUAAAUUUCAAUAAUUUUCAAGGUCACCUCCAGAACACAAAAUGGCGGAUUUUUGUUCUACCAAAACAGUUUUUUACACUUUUUGUCCUCAAGGAAUGGUCUUAGAGGUUUCUGAUGUUCUAGAAAGUUGUAGAGUUUUGCAAAACCUUUAAUUUGAUACAAAGAUGAGUACAAUCGGUCAAGCCGUUCAGGAGAUAUGGUUCUUAGAACUUUUCAAAUUCAAGAAUUUUUCAAAUGGCUAUAUCUUCUAAACGGUGACAUAGAUUUUCUUCAUUUUCGGACUGGUGAAAGAUAUUAAGUCAGGCUACAACAUAUUAAAAUUUAAAGGAAAUCGAUAAUGGGGAUUCGGAGAUAUUGCCCCUUAAAGUUAGGCAAUUUUUGUUUUUGAUUUUAGCGCCUCUUGCGGACAUUUUUGGAACUCGGAAUGUUCUAGACAGUUGUAGGGCUUCUUGAAACCUUUCAUUUGAACCUAAGUUGGUCAAAAUCGGUCAAGCCGUUCUCGAGUUAUAUUGAAAAAACACUUUUUGCUUUAGGCCGCCAUAUUUGCUAAACGGCUAGACCGAUUUUCAAGUAUGAAUUAUCGAUGAAAACAUCUCACUGAGCUCUACAACAUACUAAACUUUCAGACCUCUAGCUAUAAGGGAAGUGGUUGACGGUAGUUCAAAAUGGCGGACGGCGGCCAUCUUGGAUUUUGAAAAUGCAAAAAAAUGAAAUUUUACACCCACAUUUCUAUAGAAAACUUCAAACCCGAAGUCUCUAUCUGUUAUUGUUCUCGAGCUAUAAAGCAAAGUUUGGGCGACCGGCCGGCAGGACGGCCGGCAGGCCGGCCGGAACAAAAUUUUUCCACCACCAUUUUCAUAAUGUGGGAUGUCUAAAACGUGCUCAUACCAAGUUUGAGCCCGAUCUGAGGUGGUCGGUUUUUCCGACGAUUACAAUACUUGGUGUUGGCCACGAAGUGGAACACCAACUAAUUUAGACGCGAUUAGAGCUACAGAUAAAACAAAUAUAGAAAAUAUGUUACACACUUGCCAUAAAUUAAUAAAGAAAAAAAAGAGAAAAUAAAAUUAGUUUACAAAGUGAA